AAUUCUAAGGCCCAAUAUUAGCCUGCCGACAACUGCGCGUACAAGCACGCGCUGAAACGCUUCCGAUACUCUUUUUGGGAUAUAACAAACCUCUGUUCCCCGUCUUCCAUCAAUAGAUCAAUUUUUUUUUUGUGUUUCCGAUGAAUCUUCCGAUGCGUUGCAGUUGUUAAACUCGAUCGGAAUUCAAGUUCCUUUAUCCCUUCCCCUACAAAUUCAAUUAUUAUUUUUCAGAUAUUUGAUCAUCGGCGUCGGUCAGGCGAAUUCCAGCUCCGAUCACAUUCCGGUGAGGAGAGUGAUGAAAAGAAGAGGAAAUUGAUAGUUACAUUUGGUUCAAACCUAAUUAAGCUAUUUCUAGCUCAGCCGCCUCCAACUCUCUAUCUCAAUUUCCAUUGGUCGGUCUGCUUUCCAGAACAAUCCUUGUUCAGGUGUAAGAGGAACAAAUUAUUUAGAGGAUAUGACAUUUUUUGAUAGUUAUGGGGCAAGGCUUUUGAACAUCCUUAUGUACAAUCGGAAGAGCAUACAUCACUUCAAUUAAAAAAUUAGAAAAACAAAUGGGCAGUUCCCUUUUUAAUUUAACAUGGAGAUUGUGGGCUUUAAAUAUAGUGAAUGGAUGGAAUGAAUGAAAGGAGAAAAUCAAGAAAAUAAAACUUAAUCAAAUGACUACUGGACUUCAUCUAAAAGGAAACAUACAGAAGGUUAGCUGAUAGACAGCAGGAAGCUAUUGUUUACCUGGUUUAGUAUUGAAUGUGUGAGCUGGCCAGAAUAGAUUGAAGCACGUACUGAGACAUAAAAGGCGUUUUACAAUGAGGUGUAAGGUUCCUUCGCUGGUAGAUUUAUGUGUUCAGACAGCAGUAGAUAAUUUGAGAUACCUUGGGGAUGUUGGUGAAACAGACACUUAUCUACUAGAGCGCAUUUUGCCUCACUGUUCUCUUGAACAAUUGACACAUGUGGAGAAUUCGACAGAAGGAAGAGAUCUCAGUCAAGUGACUGAUAGACUUUGGAAGAGGUUUUACCAGAUUGAGUUUGGUGACAAGAGCAUCAAUCAGGUGGUUGAGCGAAUGAAGCAAGUGAAAGUAACAUUUAAAUGGAAACAGUUAUAUGAGGCGAAGACACAGGAAAUGGAGGAAACUCAACAAAGAUCAUUUGAAAGAAUCAAGGAAUUGUACCAAAACGAAAAUGCCAAACGGCAAAGCCGACAAGUUCAAGUCUGCACAAAGGUUCCCCCUUCUAGCAAUAAAAGAAGCUUUUAUGGUAGUGGACUUGGUAGCAAUUUUGGGAACACAAAGAGUCCGUUGAUGAAGAAGGCAAAAAUAGAGUUUGUCAACAGUCGAGAAGUAAAGAAUUUAGCUGCUUUGAAGAAUAAGUCCGUGCAAAGAAAUCAUAGCCAAGUUUCUUUUAUAAAGAAACCAGGUAGUUUUGUUUCUUCUCAAGAAAGAGGCAGAGGAUAUGAGCCUGACACCUCAACUAGGCGUGGUUCCUCCACAUAUCCUGACACCGCAGCUAAGCGUGGUUCCUCCACAUAUCCUGACACCGCAGCUAGGCGUGGUUCCUCCACAUAUCCUGACAGCGCAACUAGGCUUGGUUCCUCCACACAUCAUGACACCGCAGCUAGGCAUGGUUCCUCCACAUAUCCUGACGCUGCAGCUAGGCGUGGUUCCUCCACCUAUCCUGACACCGCAGCGAGGCGUGUUCCCUCCACAUAUCCUGAUACCACAACUAGGCUUGGUUCCUCCCCCAUGGCUUCGUCAGCAAGAUCGAAAUUUACUAGCCGGUAGGAGAGAAGUUAGGCUGGCAUUUUAUGUAUCAAAGCUGGCUGUUGAAAGAAAAUGCUGAGUAGUGUGUUUUCUGCUACAUGAAAGCGCGGUCGUGUGUAAAUUCUCUAUAAAACGCCUGAAAGUGUAACUCUGUAAUUUUCAUAAAACGUUUGGCGUGCUCCGUAUAUCAUACUUAACAUUAUGUUCAAUCCAUGAUUGUGCAAAUAGUGCUCUUGGAUUUGUUGUUAAGGUGGAUAUUCGGUUUUGUAAACAAACCCUUUGGAUGUUAUACUCUAUUUAAGGGUCCUCUUAGUUGAAAAUAUAUCGGGCCAUCUUCAUUUGUUUCGUUAAA
Solanum pennellii is the source of this 2106-nucleotide messenger RNA. RefSeq lists its product as uncharacterized. Lineage: Eukaryota; Viridiplantae; Streptophyta; Magnoliopsida; Solanales; Solanaceae. The record is from RefSeq and is a predicted model, not a curated record. Bases 804 to 1775 code for a protein of 323 amino acids. Gene Ontology annotation, cellular component: elongin complex; nucleus. Gene Ontology annotation, biological process: transcription elongation by RNA polymerase II. The transcript has 12 exons.